Penicillium diatomitis is the source of this 1353-nucleotide messenger RNA. Its product is annotated as KH domain-containing protein. Bases 1 to 1353 code for a protein of 450 amino acids. Gene Ontology annotation, molecular function: mRNA 3'-UTR AU-rich region binding. Lineage: Eukaryota; Fungi; Ascomycota; Eurotiomycetes; Eurotiales; Aspergillaceae. Gene Ontology annotation, cellular component: nucleus; cytoplasm. The transcript has a single exon. The record is from RefSeq and is a predicted model, not a curated record. Gene Ontology annotation, biological process: 3'-UTR-mediated mRNA stabilization.
AUGGAGGCCACCGAAGUUCACCAAGCCCCCAUUGCGGUUGACGAGCCCAUGAACGACGCCUACGCCGGGACUGGCGAGCAGGAGCCUAUGGAUAUCACUCCCAAGACUGAGGAAGAGUACGCUCAAUCCAUGCUGACCCUGCGUGCUAUUGUCUCCUCCAAGGAAGCUGGUGUCAUCAUCGGCAAAGCUGGCAAGAAUGUCGCCGAUCUGCGUGAUGAAACUGGCGUCAAGGCGGGAGUGAGCAAGGUUGUCCCCGGUGUUCACGACCGUGUCCUCACCGUGACUGGCCCCCUCCAAGGUACUGCUCGUGCCUAUGCGAUUGUCGCAAAGGGUCUCCUUGAGGGCGCACCUCAGAUGGGCAUGGGUGGCGUUGUCUCCAACAACGGAACUCACCGUAAGUCUUCUCAUGAUCCCAAGAACCCCCGUUCCAAGAAGGCAGCCCCUCCCAGACAACAAUUCCACCCAUCAAUCCACCCUGGACUUUUCGCAGGCUAUCGUUCGGAACUUUGGCCAGUACCCUAUAUUGUUCAUUACCCCACACCUUACCCGGUGCACUUCCCUGGGCGCAGUACCCUCCCUACAUAUUUGUGUUUCCCCGGAUUCAUGGGUAGUACCCGGCGCCAAUUGACUUGCAAUGCUAACUAUCCUCAAGCUGUGCGCCUGCUCAUUUCUCACAACCAAAUGGGCACCAUCAUUGGGCGACAGGGUGGCAAGAUCAAGGAGAUUCAGGACGCUUCCGGUGUGCGCAUGGUCGCUCAGAAGGAAAUGCUUCCUCAGUCCACUGAGCGCAUUGUCGAAGUACAAGGCACACCCGAGGGAAUUGAGAAGGCCGUCUGGGAGAUUGGCAAGUGCCUGAUCGAUGACUGGCAGCGCGGCACGGGCACUGUCCUCUACAACCCGGCUGUUCGUGCCUCUGUCGGUGGCGCCCAGCCUGGCCCGCAGGUUGCCAAUCCCACCAAUCCUGGUAACGGCUACAACAACCGCCAAUACAACCGCACGGGCAAUGGAGCCGAUUUCAGUGACAACAGUGGUUUCAACCGCCGCUCCAAUUCCGAUGCCGGUAGCCGUGGAUUCCCCUUGGUGACAGAGGAUGGAGACGAGAUCCAGACCCAGAACAUCAGCAUCCCCGCUGAUAUGGUCGGUUGCAUCAUCGGUCGUGCGGGCAGCAAGAUCACCGAGAUCCGCCGCAGCUCUGGCGCCCGCAUUUCGAUUGCCAAGGCGCCCCAUGACGAGACCGGCGAGCGUAUGUUCACCAUCAUGGGCAGCGCCUCGGCUAAUGAGAAGGCUUUAUAUCUGCUAUAUGAGAACCUGGAAGCAGAGAAGACUCGCCGCAGCCAGCUGCCCCAAGAGUAA